CCCCGGGAAGGGGCUGGGUGGCCUAGUGGGGGCUCGAAGCGGGCCCGUCCGGGGCAGCGGCGUGGCGUCCUGCAGGCCGGGCGUUUCCGGCGGCGCGACGGUCGUUGCGCCCUCACCUCAGGAGGCUUGCUUCCCUGCGGGCCUGGCUUCCCCGCCGCGGUGUUCCGAGCGCCACCCCGCGCCGGCUUUACAGCGUUUCGCGUCCUGCAGGCGCGUCCGUCCCUUGCCUCACACCACAGCCAGCGUGGCUGCAGCCGCCUGCGCCGCCUCAGCCUCUCCCGAAGCUGCCCUGACUCUUGGUUUCCUUAUCCCACUCCCGGCUUCUAACCCUGGCUAAUUAUUUUGCGUAGUACCUACUCAACAUAGAAGUGUGGAGUGUCUUGGCUGAAUCCUCAUGCAGACAAGAUCAUUAUGGUCCUAGUAGGUAGGACAAGUAUCCUGAUAGAAGCUUAUCUUGAAAAAUCAGAAGACCUGGAAGUACUGGACCUAUCUUUCAUUGUGGCAGCAAUUUGUGGCAGCAGCAAGCAGCUGCCAGCGUAGGUUGAAAAAAUGGCACAUUAGUUGAAGGAAACAAGGGAAUGUCCAGAAGAAGAAGAAGAAAAUAUUGUUAUUUAGACUGAUAUACAUGUCCAGUCUGUUUGCUGUAAAAGAAAAAUCAGCCAAAGGGAGUGGUUUAAGAUCCACUGCAGGUGUAUGAACAGCAUUGCUUCUGCAACAAAAGCCUAGACUCACCACAUCUUGGGAGGAGAAUGGCCACUGCAUGGGGGGCAGCCUUUCUCAUGCUGGUGACAUCCUGUGUUUGCAGCACUGUCUUCCACAGAGACCAGCAGACUUGGUUUGAGGGUGUCUUCCUGUCUUCCAUGUGCCCCAUCAAUGUCAGUGCUAGCACAUUGUAUGGAAUUAUGUUUGAUGCAGGGAGCACUGGAACACGAAUUCAUGUUUAUACCUUUGUGCAGAAAAUACCAGGUCAGCUUCCGAUUCUGGAAGGGGAAAUUUUUGAUUCUGUGAAGCCAGGACUUUCUGCUUUUGUAGAUCAACCUAAGCAGGGUGCUGAGACUGUUCAAGGACUCUUAGAGGUGGCCAAAGAUUCCAUCCCCCGAAGUCACUGGAAAAGAACCCCAGUGGUCCUGAAGGCAACAGCAGGACUGCGCUUAUUGCCAGAACAGAAAGCCCAGGCUCUGCUCUUUGAGGUAAGAGAAAUCUUCAAGAAGUCACCUUUCCUGGUACCAAAUGACAGUGUUAGCAUCAUGGAUGGAUCUUAUGAAGGUAUAUUAGCUUGGGUUACUGUGAAUUUUCUGACAGGUCAGCUGCAUGGCCAGAGCCGGGAAACUGUGGGGACCCUGGAUCUCGGGGGGGCCUCCACCCAAAUCACAUUCCUACCCCAGUUUAAGAAGACCCUGGAACAAACCCCUAGGGGCUACCUCACUUCAUUUGAGAUGUUUAACAGCACUUAUAAGCUCUAUACACAUAGUUACUUGGGAUUUGGAUUAAAAGCUGCAAGACUAGCAACCCUGGGAGCCCUGGAAACAGAAGGGAUUGAUGGACACACUUUCAGAAGUGCCUGUCUACCAAGAUGGUUGGAGGCAGAGUGGAUCUUUGGGGGCGUGAAAUACCAUUAUGGUGGCAACAAAGAAGGGGAAAUGGGCUUUGAGCCCUGCUACACUGAAGUGCUGAGGGUGGUCCAAGGAAAACUUCACCAGCCAGAUGAGGUCCAGAGAAGUUCCUUCUAUGCUUUCUCUUACUAUUAUGAUCGUGCUGUUGACACAGACAUGAUUGAUUAUGAAACAGGGGGUGUUUUAAAAGUUGAAGAUUUUGAAAGAAAAGCAAGGGAAGUGUGUGAUAACUUGGAAAACUUCGCCUCAGGCAGUCCUUUCCUAUGCAUGGAUCUCAGUUACAUCACAGCCUUGUUGAAGGAUGGCUUUGGCUUUGCAGACAGUACUGUCUUACAGCUCUCAAAGAAAGUGAACAACAUAGAGACAGGCUGGGCCUUGGGGGCCACCUUUCACCUGCUGCAGUCUCUGGGGAUCUCCCACUGAGGCCAGGCCCUUCUUCUGAGGAUUGCAUUUGCCAACAACCUUUUUAAAGGUAGAAGGAGAGAGGACUCAGUCAUGUUCUGAGCUAGUCUGAGGAUAGCCUGGACUGAAGCCCAGCAGCUCAAUUCAUCAGGAGGAAGGAGCUUUUGGAGACAGGUCUUGCCCUUGAGUCUGGAGAUUUGGGUCUAAUUAAUUCUGUAUAUCUAAUGUGAACUCUUGACCUUACCGCUCUGCUUGCACAGCUGGCACCAGAGUCUAAAUCUUUGAGAUUCUUUGUGUGUCACAGCCAAAAGGAAAAGCUUUGAAAUUAACCUUGGAGAGCCCAGGGACAGGUCCCUGGGAACCAAAGAAAAAUCUCAUUUCAGCCCUUUGAGUGCCUCAUUCCUUUGAACAUAUUAAUUUUCCUCUUAACACGCUACACUAAGCCCACUGAUUGCAAUCCCAUGACCUAUCAACACCAGUAAUUUUUCCUCCUCCCUACACAUUGCCACGUCCCACCCUCUUUCCACUCACCUCCCCUAAAAACAAAAACAAAAACCUGGUUUAUGCUUUUCACGUGUAACUCCAAGGGAGAGAAAAGGUAACAUACCUGAAAUUGUGUGAUCCUGCUUUGUGCCAGUUCUUGGCAAGAUAGAGAGCAACUCCUCACUGUGCAGACCCCAGCCUAAAAAAGGAGUCUAUUUGAUCUCUAGGGACAAGGUUUGGGAGAGUGUGGCUCCCUUGAAUAGACCUUCUCUUAAUCAGGCAAUCCUGGGAUUAAUUAACAUAUCCAACUUUAUAGGAAUGUAUGUGUAUUCAGUGCCAGUUCCUCCUCCCAGGAAAAUGUGUUUAUAGUUAAUUUCUCAUCCUAAAUGAGUUUUCUUUGUAUUUCUAAGAAAUUCAUCUAUUCUGGCUUUGGUCUGUGCUCAGAUGCCUUUGGCUGUGCUGUGCAAGGGUCUCUAGAUUUGGGUCACAGCUCCUUGCAGUUUGCCCUUUUAUUCUCUCCGUUUGUAGUCAUAUCUCUUUCUGCUCUGACCCUGAUAAUUUUAGCUAACUUCCUCUAAAUUAUUUUUUAGUUCCAGGGUGUCUGGUACCUUUCUUGAUGGUACCGAAUAUUUGAUUAGGUUGGCCAUUUUGGCCCACAUCAGUACGGUGGAUUCUCUUUUUGUUUGAGUGUUGAGAGCUCUUGAUUUUGUGAAUUAUUUCCCCUAAAAUUAAUUAUCUUUUUUUUUGUGUGUGUAGUGGUGGUGGGGCGGGGGUUGUUUUUUUUUGUUUUUUUUUUUUUACAGGAUCAUCAUCUGCUUCUUAUCUACCCACUCAAGUGCUCUUAGACUUCAAAGAUCUUUGUAUAGUCUGGCUCCUUUACCUUAGCUCUUUGCCUCCAGCUUCUUUCUAACAAAGUUUGCAUGUCCCCAAACUUGUAGUCUUCACAGUAGACUCUUUCAGCUCUUUCAAACAAGUGUUAAAUAUACCUGGCCCUCACACUAGUUCCUGGGGAAACUUAUUUCUUAGUCAUUCCAUUGAGUCAAUAAAUAUUUAACAUCUGAUAUGUGCAAGUAGGCAAAUUUCUAUAUCCUCAUCCCCCAAAUUUUGUUUUUUAAUUCAAUGUGGAAUUUCUUCAGAUACUUCUUUUAUUAUACUGAGGUCACUUUUAUACCUACUGUCUUCCUCAAAAGAUGCUACAUAAUUAAAUAGAAUCUUUAGAAAGUUGAAAACUACCAAAGAUAAAACCCAGUCUUCUGCCCAUUGCAGAAUUCCCUGAACAUUUCCAGUUGGUUAUCAUUCAUCUUCUGUUUAGGCAUGUGUUUGGAUAGCUUAUUCCAUUUUUUGACUUUGCUGAUGUUAAAAGAAAAUCUCUUUUAUAUUGAGCUGAAAUUACCUAUCUUCUCAGUGGUCUUAGUUCUGCUCUGGUGUCUCCUUCCACAGCCUUUCAAUCUUCGGAGAAAACUUCCAAGUCCUUUAUGGUAUCUUCUUUAACAUACCAUAUGGCUUCUUUUCAAAAAAACAAACAAACAAAAAAACAAAAAACAGGGUGCUGGAACCAGUCAUCAUACACUAAAUGUUCUUCCAUAUAAUUAGGGAGAGAGACUGUUUCCUCUAGUAGAAACCAAGUUUUCCCAAGAGGUAAGCUGUGUUCACUAGACUCAUCCAGCUUGAUGGGUCUGGAGAGGUAAGGUUCCAUGGUCUUUAGCACCACAGCUUGUCUGUGAGGCUUAUAAAUAGGAGCCAAGUAUUGUUCACCCAACUCCUUUGGUCAUCCCAGAUACCUUCAGAAAUCUGUAGGUAGAAAUCAGUAGAUGCAGUAGUAUUCCAGAAGUGUAUCUACAUAUAUUCUGAUUCCCUUGAUGAGAACAUCUGGACAAUUAAUUUAUCCAGUUUAGGAGCAACUUGGAAUAAGAAUUUUUAUUUCUUAGAAAAAAAUUUUCUAUAAUGUCCUUUCUGCCCCUUAGUGUACCUUUUGGGCCUCUUAUUGAGGGGUCAUAUAGAGUCUAAUGUUGCUGGUUAAGUUUCCUUUCUCUAAAUGUGUAAGAUUUCAAACACUAAGGACAUGGCCUGGCACAUAAUGAAUGUUGUGUUGUUACAUCAUCAUCAUAUGAAGAACAUCUUCUGUGGGUCGUGGAGGUUUGCAAGAUGUGCCUUAAAAUUCUUCCUGUCCUGCCUGAUUUGGUUGGUGUAUUUUUGGAGUCCACGUUCUCCUUACCUGGGCUACCUUUCCAUUUUUUGUGAAAGAUGAUCUUUUUUCUCUAUGGUGACCUUUCUGGACUCUGCUGGUACUCACACAGCUUUUCACAGUAACUGCCCUAUUCCAUUCUGGCCAUAUUUUUCCUGAAAUUACAGGAAGUUUCAUGACUGUCACUUUCUUUAGUAUCUUUACAAAUUUUCUGCAUUUGCCUGUAAAGCUCCCCCUGUGGUAACAAGUUUCUCAUCCCUUCAAAAAUUAUUCCCAAGAAUAGCUUAGUUUGGUUCAAAAGCAGACGGUUUCUUCUCAUUUCAUCUUCAAAUCGGACUUUUGGGCAAGAUAUUUUUUACAGUGUACAAAUACAAUGGAUGCACAAAUCUAUAAAAGGAUUCUCUGGGACCAUGAAGUGAGCUUUUCAAAAACCCAGAGCAAGACACCCUUUCUCCCACAGGUCACCCACUAGUCUACAACCAAACAUGUAUGUGAUUCUGCUGCUAAUCGACUUUCCCCUUUGACCUGGUUCCUGAGGUCUUCAAACCUGUGCAAUUAUUUAUUGUUUUAUUACUGAACAGACAAUGGUGUCCCAGAGAGGAACCAUAAAUAAAAUUGAAUUCUGGUGCUGUGAUAAGGAAGUAAUUAACAUUAAGAAGAUUUUUUUUUUUUUCAGGAAGUCCAGUGUGCACCUUUAACCAAGGUUAAAGCAAUUUAUGUUUAAUUUGCAUUUGUUAGGGAUUCUGAAACAGCAGUUGUAACAAAAAUGCAUGAAUUGGGUAUUUUUAAUUUUUAUCUUCAUCAGAAAGCAAUUGUGUAAAUUUAUGACCAGCAUUAAAAAGAAUUACAUAAAUCUUUAUUAUGUAAGUUUCUGGUGUGUAGCUUUAUAAUUCAUCUGUGUAUACUACCAAGUGAUCACCACCACAGACCUAGUCACCGUACUGUCGACCACCUCCUCCUCUGGUAACCACUGGUCUAUUCUCUAUAAGGUUUUUAUUUUGUUUGCCCUUUUGUUUUUUGAGAUCCACAUACGAGUGAAACUGACUUUUCUCCAGUAUACGUGUUCUUGGCUCCUUUGUGGUAAAAUAAUUGCCCCGAUAUGUGUGGGUUUAUUUCUGGGCUCUCAGUUCUGUUCCAUUUGAUCUCUGUCUGUUUUUGUACCCAUACCAUGCUGUUUUGAUUAUUAUAGCUUUGUAGUUUGAAAUAGUUUGAAAUCAGGGAGCUUGAUACCUCCAAAUUUGUUCUUCUUUCUCAAGAUUGCUUUGGCUAUUCGGGAUCUUUUGUAGUUCCAUACAAAUUUUAGAAUUAUUUGUUCUAAUUCUGUGAAGUAUGCCAUUGGAAUUUUAAGAGCUAUUGCAUUGAAUCUGUAGAUGCCUUUGAGUUGUAUGGGCAUUUUAGUAUUAAUUCUCCUAAUCCAUAAGCACAGAACAGCUUCCCUUUGUGUCUUCAAUUUCUUUCAUCAGAGUCCUAUAAGUGUCUAGGUCUUUCACCUCUUUGAUUAAAUUUAUUCAUAGGUAUUCUUUUUGAUGCAGUUGUAAAUUGCAAAUGGAAUUGUUUUUUUAACUUCUUCUGAUGCUUUAUUCUUAGUGUGUAGAAACACCACAGAUUUCUGUGCAUUGAUUUUACAUCCUGCAACUUUACUGAAUUUUUUAGUUCUAGCAGUUUUCUGAUGGGGUCUUUAGGGUUUUCUAUGUAUAGUAUCAUGUCAUCUGCAAAUAGUUUUACUUCUUCCUUUCUGAUUUGGCUGCCUUUUCUCUUGACUAAUUGGUGUGGCUAGGACUUCCAGUACUGUAUUGAAAAAGAGAGGUAAGAAUGGGCAUUCUUGUCUUGUUCUUGUUCUUAGAUGAAAGGCUUUCAACUUUGCACUGUUGAGUAUGAUGUUAGCUAUAUGAUUGUCAUAUAUGGCCUUUAUUGUGUUAAGUUACGUUCCCUACUGUACCUACUUCAUUAAGAAUUUUGUUUUUCAUUGUUUGUUUAUUUUUGAGAGAGAGAGCAUGCGAGUGGGAGGGGAGCAGAGAGGGAGACACAGAAUCCAAAGCAGGCUUUGAGCUGUCAGCACAGAGCCUGAUGCAGGGCUCGAACCCACGAGCCGUGAGAUCGUGACCUGAGCUGAAGUCGGAUGCUUAACCAACUGAGCCAUCCAGGUGCCCCUUUGUUGAGAAUUUUUAACAUAAAUGGGUAUUGAAUUUGUCACAUGGUUUUUCUGCAUCUAUUGAGAUGAUCAGAUGACUUUAUUUUUCUUUCUGUUAACAUAUCUCAUUGAUUGAUUUCUGUAUGUUGAACUAUCCUUGCAUCCCUGGAAUAAAUUCCACUUGAUUGUGGUGUAUGAUCCUUUUUAAUGUAUCAUUAGAUUAGAUUUGCUAGUAUUUUGUUUAGAACUUUUGCAUCUAUGUUCAUCAAGGAUAUUGGCCUAUCCUUUUGUGUUGUCUUGGUUUUGGUUUUUGGAGUAAUGUCUGGCCUUGUAAAAUGUGUUUGGAAGCUAUUCCUCCUCUUUUGGAAGAGUUUGAGAAAGGUAGUAAGUCUUCCUUCAAAGUUUGGUAGAACUUGUCAGUGAAACUGAUUCUAGACUUUGCUUAUUGGGAGGUUUUUUAUUUACUGUUUCAAGCUCCUUAUUAGUCAUUGGUCUAUUCAUAUUUUGUUUCUUCGAUUCUGUUUUGGAAGAUUGUAUGUUUCCAGGAAUUAAUUGACUUUUUCCAGGUUGUACAGCUUGUUGGCAUGUGAUUUUUUACAGGAGUCUCUUAGUUAGGAUCCUUUGUAUUUCUGUGUAUCAGUUGUAACUAUUCUUUGAUCUCUGAUUGAGUCCUCUCGUUUUUUCUUGCUUAGUCUGCUUAGGGUUUGUGGAUUUUAUCUUUUCAAAGAACCCUACUCUUGAGGUGCCUGGGUGGCCCAGUCCAUUAAGCAUCCGACUCUUGAUCUCAGGGUCAUGAGUUCAAGCCCAUGUCAGGCUGUGCACUGGGCAUGAAGCCCACUUAAAACAAACAAACAAAAA
Messenger RNA from Acinonyx jubatus (cheetah), 7672 nucleotides. RefSeq names its product ectonucleoside triphosphate diphosphohydrolase 5 (inactive) (gene ENTPD5). Gene Ontology annotation, biological process: nucleoside diphosphate catabolic process. Lineage: Eukaryota; Metazoa; Chordata; Mammalia; Carnivora; Felidae. The transcript has 18 exons. The record is from RefSeq and is a predicted model, not a curated record. Gene Ontology annotation, molecular function: UDP phosphatase activity; GDP phosphatase activity. Gene Ontology annotation, cellular component: membrane. The coding region runs from base 750 to 2036 and encodes 428 amino acids.